Molecule: messenger RNA, 1261 nt
Organism: Manis javanica (Malayan pangolin)
Lineage: Eukaryota; Metazoa; Chordata; Mammalia; Pholidota; Manidae
Gene: RAB9A
Product: RAB9A, member RAS oncogene family
Biological process (GO): Rab protein signal transduction; retrograde transport, endosome to Golgi
Cellular component (GO): lysosome; phagocytic vesicle; late endosome
Molecular function (GO): GTPase activity; GTP binding
Source: RefSeq, a predicted model, not a curated record
GGACGCGAGCAGCCGGAGCCGGACACGGGCAGCGCCGCUCCCGCUACCACCUCUUGUUUUCGGGUCCUCGAAACUCUCGUCCUUGCACGCUGACGGGUCGGUCCGGAGCCUCCGGGCGCCCUCCGUGUGGCCGCGAGGUAAUGAUGGCUGAACUGAACAAUUAAGGUUUCUAAAGUCAGAGAUCUUGAGAUUAAUAAUGGCAGGAAAGUCAUCACUUUUUAAAAUAAUUCUCCUUGGAGAUGGUGGAGUUGGAAAGAGUUCUCUAAUGAACAGAUAUGUGACUAAUAAGUUUGAUACCCAGCUUUUCCAUACAAUAGGUGUGGAAUUUUUAAAUAAAGAUUUGGAGGUGGAUGGACAUUUUGUUACCAUGCAGAUUUGGGACACGGCUGGUCAAGAGCGAUUCAGAAGCCUGAGGACACCAUUUUACAGAGGGUCUGACUGCUGCUUGCUUACUUUUAGUGUUGAUGAUUCUCAAAGCUUCCAGAAUUUGAGUAACUGGAAGAAAGAAUUCAUAUAUUACGCAGAUGUGAAAGAGCCCGAAAGCUUUCCUUUUGUGAUUUUAGGUAACAAAAUUGACAUAAGUGAACGGCAAGUGUCCACAGAAGAAGCCCAAGCCUGGUGCAGGGACAACGGUGACUAUCCUUACUUUGAAACAAGUGCAAAAGAUGCCACGAAUGUUGCAGCAGCCUUUGAAGAAGCAGUUCGAAGAGUGCUUGCUACUGAGGAUAGGUCAGAUCACUUGAUUCAGACAGACACAGUCAGUCUGCACCGAAAGCCCAAGCCUAGCUCAUCUUGCUGUUGAUGGUUAGAGAGGUUGCCCGCGUGUUCUGACCAGCUCACAUAUAUAUGCAGAUAAACACAGGGUGGAGGAAUUAGCAUUUGCAGCAAUGGAUCACCUACUUAUAAAAUUAAACUAACCAUAUGGCUGCCUCAUUAGUGGGUAGGAGAAGGGACACAUCCACUCACAGACGAAUCUAUUUACCCAUUAAUGGCACCUUACAUUUAUAUAUUGUAACGGUUGUCUAAUAAUGUUUAAUUAUGUAAGUUACAGAGCUAAUGAGAUGAUCAAAAUUUAAUUUUAAUUAAAACAAAACACUUGAAUAUUCUAGAAGUUAUUGUUUUUUUUCCUGGGAAAAAUGGAGAACUACUUUUUAUAUGUGUAUAUUUUUAUGUAACUGGCAUCUAAUUCCUGGUUCAAAGAAAAAAUUCCCUAAAGCAAUAACAGCUAUUAAAGAUUAAAAUCUAAUACAUUUGUACUGCA